AUGGGCACUCCAGUGGAAAGCCUAUAUUACCAACAAGACCCAUGGCCCGGAAACUUUAACGAGCAUCACUUUUGGCAGCAGAUUACCAAUGAGCCACAAUAUUCACCGGCUUCGUCAAAGGCCUCCUCCAUAAUUCACUCAUGUUUGCGCCUAGCACAUCGAGUACUCACAUGCACUAUUUUUGCCCGCUCUACAGUGGGAAAAAUUUCAAAGGCAAAAUUAUUUUUUCUUUGGUGCAUGACUCGUGAGAACGGUCCACAGCUAGAUUUUGCCUCCUUUUUCUUCACCAAAUGUUACAACCUCACAACUAUGGACAAAGGAGACAUUUUCAUUGGGGGAUUGAUCACCCUUAUUGCAUCUCGGCCACCGGUUCAACUUCAUCUCUCUACUCUUCCAUUCGAAAAAGCUUCCGGCCCCUCUAGCCUUGACGGCCAUGCACUUCGCCAAAUGCAACUCGUCCAGGAUUCGGUCGUUGGUCCCAUGUAG
Lactuca saligna is the source of this 486-nucleotide messenger RNA. Lineage: Eukaryota; Viridiplantae; Streptophyta; Magnoliopsida; Asterales; Asteraceae. The record is from the annotation of a GenBank genome assembly.